AUUUACUUGUCGGGUUUCACAUUCAAAGAUCCAAAAUGUUGCAAAGUUUGCAGAACCACAACCAGGAAAAUCUUUUUUGACGCGAAUUUUUUCAUCCGUUUCGAAUAUUAUUAUAAUCUCUUUUCAAGAUUUCACAUUCGAGAAAUUCCUCUUUUUUUAAUUAUUUAUAUCUUUUUGGGAUUUUAAUUUUAAUUUUGAUUUACCUUUUUAAUAUCUUGGUGAGUUAAUUUCUGAGUGUUGUGCACUGAUUUUUCCUCUUAAAGGCUUAAAGGGUCAUAAGGGUUUGAUUGAACAACCAUCAAAAUUGUAUCUUUGUGUUUCAAUUUCAACGCUAUCAGAUGCCAGAAAAUCGGCAGGUUUUCAAGAAUGCUGCUUCUAAUCCAUCUGGUGAUAACAUUGAAGAAGCGAUUCGGCGGUUGAAAAUCAAUAAUAACCGGGACAGGGAUGCUGCGGCUCAAUCGAUGCCUUAUCCGGAUCGACCUGGUGAACCUGACUGCUUAUAUUAUUUGAGGACUGGAAUGUGUGGUUACGGGAGUAACUGUCGCUAUAAUCACCCUGCUAACGUUUCACUUGUUACUCAAUAUGGUGAAGAACUUCCUGAGAGAGUAGGGCAGCCUGAUUGUGAGUAUUUUCUAAAGACAGGAACAUGCAAGUAUGGAUCGACAUGUAAAUAUCAUCAUCCAAAAGACAGGCGAGGUGCUGCACCCGUUGUAUUCAAUACUUUAGGUCUUCCUAUGCGUCAGGAGGAAAAGUCGUGUCCCUAUUACAUGAGAACCGGGUCUUGUAAGUUUGGAGUUGCGUGUAAGUUUCAUCAUCCACAGCAGGCGGCGGCUUCCUAUGGAGCUUACCCGGCGGCCGCUUCCCCUCCCCCCACAACUGUUACUUCAUCAGGUUUUCCAUAUGCUGGCGGGUUUCCUGCAUGGUCGGUUCCGAGAAUGUCGUAUUUAUCUGGACAGGGCAUUCAAUCUUAUGUGCCUCCUUUUAUGCCUUCUACACAAAGCAUUAUGCCUGCGCUGAGCUGGAGCAACUACAUGGGAAGUAUUAGCCCCGCAAUGCCUACAGGUUUUCUCGGAUCUAAUCUUGUCUAUGACUACAUGAAUCCGGCGGGAGAUACACUUUCUGGUGGACAGGCAGUGAAUUCGUUUCUUCCGGAUAGACCUGAUCAACCAGAAUGUAAAUACUUUAUGAGCACCGGAACAUGCAAAUAUGGAUCUGAUUGCAAGUUCCACCACCCGAAAGAAAGAAUAGGCCAAUCAUUGUCCAUUAAUCCACUUGGCCUUCCCAUGAGACCUGGGAAUGCUAUAUGCUCAUAUUACAGAAUCUAUGGAGUAUGCAAGUUUGGUCCAACAUGCAAAUUUGAUCAUCCAGUUGUAGCUAUCCCUCAGAACUACGCCUUACCCUCGCCCACUCUCUCCGUAUUCGACGCAUCUCUUCUUAAUACUCCAAGAAGGAUAUCGCCUGUCCAACAAGCCGACACAUCCCCGUCGAAACAAUCAUCUGACAAGCUUCAACAAUCCGACACAAAAGAUGCCACCGAAGAUUCAUCUAAACAAGCUGACUCUGACGACACUACAUCGAAUUCUCGCACACCUUCCUCCGAGUCUUUACACGAAUAAACUGCUUCAAGUUUGAUUUUUCUUUUGGACCUUUUCUCUUUUUGGUGAAAUAUAUAUCAUACAUACCAUCUACUCCCCCUUUUAAUCUGCAGUUCUGAAGAGUUGGAUAGUUUGUUCAAUGGUUGUUGUAACAAUCAUGAGCUUGUGGGGGGAUAGAGGGCAUUUUUUUGUGGUGAAUAAAAUGCAAGUGAAAAGUUUGUGACUUUCAUUUACCCUUUUCUCUCUUAGGGUCAAUUUGGUAAAGACACCUACAAAAUAUAUUGAGUGAAAAUCUCAAGUAUGUGUAGCAUUUCUUGCAUGAAUAGAGUUUCUAUUGGCUACAAUCAAUCAAGAUACAUUAAACUUCAAGAGGAAUCAAAACUUGCAUGA
Messenger RNA from Lathyrus oleraceus (garden pea), 1985 nucleotides. RefSeq names its product zinc finger CCCH domain-containing protein 3. The transcript has 7 exons. Lineage: Eukaryota; Viridiplantae; Streptophyta; Magnoliopsida; Fabales; Fabaceae. Gene Ontology annotation, molecular function: mRNA binding; metal ion binding. Bases 339 to 1616 code for a protein of 425 amino acids. The record is from RefSeq and is a predicted model, not a curated record.